This is a messenger RNA of Drosophila novamexicana, 3065 nucleotides long. It is a transcript of the gene eIF5, whose product is annotated as eukaryotic translation initiation factor 5. Gene Ontology annotation, molecular function: GDP-dissociation inhibitor activity; translation initiation factor activity; eukaryotic initiation factor eIF2 binding. The coding region runs from base 654 to 2075 and encodes 473 amino acids. The transcript is spliced from 3 exons. Gene Ontology annotation, biological process: formation of cytoplasmic translation initiation complex; translational initiation; formation of translation preinitiation complex. Lineage: Eukaryota; Metazoa; Arthropoda; Insecta; Diptera; Drosophilidae. The record is from RefSeq and is a predicted model, not a curated record. Gene Ontology annotation, cellular component: cytosol.
CACACACACACACACACAGAAGAAACUGUUAACUGUGUUGCCCACGUCCACGUUUUGGAUGCACGAGUCGAUGCCCAGUGGAAGUGAAUUUGCAGUGGAAAUCCGAAACGGAAACGGAAACGGAAUUGGCGGCAACAGCCAACGGCAAGAAUAACCACAACAACUAGCUGAUUCUCUACAAGAACCUCGCCCCCGCUUCACAGAGAGAGAGAGAGAGAGAGAGAGAGAGAGAGCGAGUGAGAGAGAGAGAGAGAGAGAGAGAGAGAGAGAGAGACAGAGAUCAAAGCGAUCCAAAAGAAGAGAGCAGGUUGAGCCAAAAGCAAAUUUAAUGAACGGAAACGAGGCGCAAAGCAACUGCAAGUUAGCCGCUAAAGUCAACAAAUUGGCGCUGCCAGCCGCACAAAACACCAUAGACAAUUGGAAUUAAUCGAACGAUCCAUUCACUCCCGGAUCGCUGAAAGAGUAGCCCCCAUCCCCACCAACCACCAUCCACACUGAAACCUCUCCCAAACGCCGCCAGCACACACACACACACACACACACACAUCCAACUGGAGGAGGAAAACAUAGAAGCAACAACAUCACAAAUCAAAUCAAAUCAAAUCAGGCAAUAAGCAUCUACGGAACCGGAACAGGCACUGUACAGCUGCAAAAUGGCGACCGUCAAUGUGAACCGCAGCGUAACGGACAUCUUCUAUCGCUACAAGAUGCCGCGUCUACAGGCCAAGGUCGAGGGCAAGGGCAACGGCAUCAAAACGGUCCUGGUCAACAUGGCCGAAGUGGCCCGCGCCAUCGGCCGCCCGGCCACCUAUCCGACCAAGUACUUUGGCUGUGAACUGGGCGCCCAAACGCAGUUCGAUCAUAAGAACGAACGUUUCAUUGUGAAUGGAUCGCAUGAUGUUAACAAGCUGCAGGAUCUGCUCGAUGGCUUCAUACGCAAAUUUGUGCUGUGUCCGGAAUGCGAUAAUCCGGAGACCAAUUUGACCGUCUCGGCCAAGAAUCAGACCAUCUCGCAAUCGUGCAAGGCCUGCGGCUUUCAUGGUCUGCUCAAGGUCAAUCAUAAAGUCAACACGUACAUUGUGAAGAAUCCACCAUCAUUAAAUCCGGCCGCACAGGGCUCCUCCCUGACCGAGGGCAAGCGUUCCAAGCGUGUCCAGAAGCAGAAGAACGAAAAUUCCGAUGGUUCCAUGUCCAACAACUCAAUGGCCAACAAUUCUGGCGGCGAAUCCGAUGGCGGCAAUGGCACCAAUCAUGCCAGCCAAACCGAGGCCGAGAUCAGCGCCGCCAUACCAGAGAAGAGCAUUACCGAGGAUGAUGACGAUGGCGGCUGGAGCGUUGAUGUUUCCAAGGAAGCGAUCCGUGCACGUUUGCAAGACCUAACCGAUGGUGCCAAGGGUAUGACCAUUUCGGAUGACUACGACAAGACAGAAAAGGAACGUAUCGACAUCUUCUAUGAGCUGGUGAAGAACAAGCGCGACAAUAAGCAGCUGGAUGAUGUGCCCACGCACAAGGAGCUGUUGAUUGAGGCCGAACGAUUGGAUAUUGUGAACAAGGCGCCGCUGGUGCUGGCCGAACUGCUCUUCACGGAGAACAUCAUACACGAUGUGCGCAAGAAUCGCAUUCUACUGCUGCGCUUCACCCAUAACAAUCCGAAGGGUCAGCGCUAUCUGAUUGGCGGCAUCGAGCAGACCGUGGAGCUGCAUGCUAACACGCUGAUGAGCAAGGUGGCCGGCAUCUUUAAGAUCUUCUACGACUUGGACAUACUCGACGAGAAGGUGAUACUCGAGUGGGCCCAAAAGGUGAGCAAGCGUCAUGUUUCAAAGAAGAUUGCCACCGAAAUACACGAGAGAGUGGAACCGUUUGUCCAAUGGCUCAAGGAUGCCGAGGAGGAGGACUCUUCAUCUGACGAGGACAACAAUGCUGGCGGUGAUUCGGAUGUGGAAAUCGAAUAUGAUGAUCGUGCUCGGGUCGAACCUCUUAAGGUAGCCGCUGUCAGUGCCGCCGUUGCCGCUGUCAACAAGAAGAACGCCAUGGAUGAAGAGGAUGGCGACGAGAUAGAUAUCGAUGAGAUCUAAGCAGCAGCAGCAGCAGCAUCAGUUUGUGGAUUAGGGGUUAGCCAAAAUUGUAAAAGCGCAUGGUUCGGAACGGCAGGACAAGCAAAUCAGAUCAGUGACGAGUGACGAGUGACGAGUACCGAGUAGCAAGUAGCUAGUGACAUUUAGCGAGUUGCAAGAGUAGCGAGUGGCAAGUGGCGAGUGACGAAUUGCGAGUAAAGCGUAGUGAGUGACAUGUAGCGAGGGACGAGUAGCGACUAACGACAAGUGGGUGACAAAGUAGCGAGUAACGAGUGACGAGUAGCGAGUGACGAACAGCUAGUAACGAGUUGCAAGCGACGAGUGACGAGUAGCGAGCAGCUAGUAACGAGUUGCAAGCGACAAGUGACGAGUAGCGAGUGACGAGCAACGAGUAGCGAGUGACGAGCAACGAGUAACGAGUUGAACCGAUGCAACAACAACAACAAGAACAACAACAACAACUGUCCAGCCCAGCGUAACAACCUUUGGGGGCCCGCUUAACUUUGAUGAUGAAUCGCCUAAUCUCACGACUUCACUACAUUUCGAUUGUAAUCACAUUUGCAUUAUCCUAUAUACCCAUUUGUAACAAUAAACACAAAAUUUAAAUUUAAAUUAAAUGCACAUACUCGAUAUAGUAUAUAAUAUGGCGCUGAUUAACAUUUUCCUCCCCCCAAAAAAAAAACACAAACUGAGCAGCUACAACAACAACAAGAGCAACAACAUUAUAAAUAAUUAAUCACCUUCGGCUUUCAAUUGUAGUGUACUUUUUUUUUUUCUUUACUAUUUCAUUUAUAUAUUUGUAUCUGGAUAUCCUUUAGUUUAGCACAUCUCACGGUAUGAUUUUUGAUUUUUCACUUUUGAUAAACCAAAUUCGAUUAUUUUUUUUUUUAAUCUGUUUUAAAUGUUUAAUUAAUUCUAAGUGCAGUACUUAAGCUAAUCGCAAUUAAAACUAAUUAUAUAUAUAUAUGUAUAUGUAUAUGCGACCAAUUU